This is a messenger RNA of Drosophila arizonae, 1100 nucleotides long. Its product is annotated as protein roadkill-like. The record is from RefSeq and is a predicted model, not a curated record. Gene Ontology annotation, molecular function: protein binding. Lineage: Eukaryota; Metazoa; Arthropoda; Insecta; Diptera; Drosophilidae.
AUAUGUUUCGCAUCUCUGACAAAUUUGAGAAUGAAUCGAACGACUGGUCAACUGUUGAGCCAAAAAUUGUGAAAUUCAAUCAUGUCUGGACAAUCGAAAAUUUUGGCGAAGCUUGGCAAUUUAGAGAGAACUGGGAAUCUAUGGAUUUUCCCAUCGGGGAGCAUGAGAACGAAUUGAAAUGGCGUUUAGAGCUGGCACUCAUCAGGAAGGGGGAUAACGUAUCUGAUUAUUUCCAGCUGACUGUACACCAGGUCGAACGAUUGUAUUUUCGUGGAGAGGCUAAGGUCACAUGUGCCAUAAUGAAUCAUGAGGAGACGCAGCAAAAAAAGUUGUUCAACUUGAGCAGCGAUAAGACAGUUUGCUUUGAGCCCUUCAUAUAUUGCAGCAAACUUUUCAAUGUGGAUAACAAUUAUUUACCUCACGACAAGUUAACAAUCGCUUGCCAAAUUCGAUUGAUUACGGACGCAGCGUGCACGUGCGGAAAAAUGAAUCCGAUCAAAGUGCCGGACACCAAGGUAGCUGAAGAUUUCGGCAAACUGUUCGAUAAUGAGCAGUACAGUGAUAUUAAAGUUUCAUCAAAUGGCCAUGAAAUAUAUGCACAUAAGAAUAUAUUAUCAGCUCGCAGUCAGUUCUUUGAGACGAUGUUUCAAACGGAUCUGCACUCACGAAAUCGCGUGAUCCUUGACGAUGUGGAUCCUCAGGUCUUGAGCGACAUAUUGCGUUUCAUCUACACCGAUCAGGCGCCCAAUCUGGAUAAUCUGGCCAAGCAACUGCUCCAAGCGGCUGACAAAUUCAAGCUGGCCAAAUUAAAAGCUUUGUGUGAGAAAUCGCUGUUCACGCAACUCUGCAUAGAUAAUGCAGCUGAAACGCUUAUCUUAUCUGAUCAAUUCAAUGCACUUCAGUUGAAGGCGCGAGCCAUUGAAUAUAUAAACAUGAAUAUGGAUAUGGUAAAAGGGACAGAUGGCUGGCACAAUUUGGCUCGAAUCAAUCCACAAUUGGUGAAUGAUCAUUUUGCUAUCGUUGGUAAUUAUUCCGAUACGUUCUUUGUGCGUUCAGAUAAGGCAAAUUAUAGCAAAUAUUCUUGCGAAAAAUGUGGAUGA